This is a messenger RNA of Gossypium raimondii (Peruvian cotton), 1832 nucleotides long. RefSeq lists its product as uncharacterized. The transcript has 6 exons. The coding region runs from base 129 to 1685 and encodes 518 amino acids. The record is from RefSeq and is a predicted model, not a curated record. Lineage: Eukaryota; Viridiplantae; Streptophyta; Magnoliopsida; Malvales; Malvaceae. Gene Ontology annotation, cellular component: periplasmic space. Gene Ontology annotation, molecular function: polyamine binding. Gene Ontology annotation, biological process: polyamine transport.
AACUGAAAAUGUUUUUUUUUUUUGGUAACUGUGAUUCGAAAGCAUGGUAUCCUAAAAUAAAUAACUAGCAAGGUGCAUAAGAUAUGGAACACCGAGUUUAGGGGAAGAAGAAAAUAGGGUUCACUGAAAUGGCAUUAGCAGUAUCCCUUAGCGCUUCUUCUUGUACCUGCUUCCACACCCACCUCCCCUAUUCCAACUCAAACAGAUACAAAACCUCCUCCAUCAACUUACCUCUUCGCCUCAAUCUCCAUGACAACGCCCCAAAUUCCAACAAAAACUCGUUGCUUCUUAGUAUUUCUGCCUCAACUUUUGUGUUUGUGGGUUUGGGUCUUUGCAUUUGCUCCUCCGCUUCCGCCCUUACUCCACUGCCCCGUCACUUCCAAAAAGUGGACAGCAGUUCAGCAGCAACACUACAAGAAGAAGAUGAUGAGAAAUCGGACGCAGCUUUUAAGAUUUGGAAAUCUAAAUCUUAUGCUCUCACGGUUCCUCUUUCCAUGGUUGCUCUUCAGGGCUCCAUACCUCCCUCUUGGUCCAAGGAUUUCAUCUCCUCUCAAUCCAGGCGCUUAAAGCUCCAAACCAAAUUCCGCCCAACUCUUGAAGAUAUAUUCACUCAGUUAUGCCUGCCCUUUACCCAAGCCAAAGCCAAAGUGAAUAUUGGGCCUGCAUCUCCAGCUGCUGCUGAUAUUCUCACCCUAGGUGACUCUUGGCUCCCUUUAGCUAUUAAAAAAGCUGUUAUUGAACCCAUUACUGCUGCUGAACACCAGGAUUGGUUUAAGGAUUUAAGUCGCAAAUGGAAGGUUUAUCUACGCAGGAACCUCAAUGGAGAUAUUGAUCCACAAGGUCAGAUAUGGGCUGCACCCUAUCGAUGGGGUACCAUGGUCAUAGCAUAUAAGAAAACCAAAUUUCAAAAGAAAAACUUGCCUCCUAUGCAGGAUUGGGCAGAUUUGUGGCGGCCUGAACUUGCUGGAAGAAUUUCAAUGGUGAAUUCCCCCAGAGAGGUUGUCGGUGCAGUUUUGAAGUACAUGGGUGCAUCAUACAACACAACAGACAUUGACUUGCAAGUUGCUGGUGGGAGGAAUGCUGUCCUGCAGAAUCUUGAAUUACUUGCAAGACAGGUUAAAUUAUUCGACAGUGCAAACUAUCUCAGAGCAUUUUCAGUGGGAGAUGUUUGGGUGGCUGUUGGGUGGAGUAGUGAUGUUCUUCCAGUUGCAAAGCGUAUGUCAAACGUUGCAGUUGUUGUUCCCAAGUCUGGAGCAAGCUUAUGGGCUGAUCUAUGGGCAAUCCCAGCUGCCUCGAGACUUGAAACAAACCGUAUUGGGGGCCGUGUCAGAGGUCCAUCUCCGCUAAUGCAUCAAUGGGUGGAAUUCUGUUUACAGGCAGCGAGUGGCCUCCCUUUCAGGCAAGGGAUAACUGCUGGCGCAUCUCCGGCUGCCCUGGACAGUGGUCCCGUCAAAUUGCCUGAAGAGCUCACUAAAGGUAAGCCAAAGCUAGACUCAAAUCUAGUUGCUGGAGUGCCACCACCUGAAAUAUUGGAAAGGUGCGAGUUCUUGGAGCCAUUAUCUGAUGCAACAUUGUCCGAUUAUCAAUGGCUCAUUGAUAACAUGCCCAAAUCUGGCCCUGGUAUUAUAGAUCAUGUCUUGUCAAUAUUUGGAACUUUGAAGAGGCUGAAAUUGAGUUGGAUUUAGUUUUUUGUAGUCAUGUAUGUUUUUCUUUCCUUUUCAGUCGCGGUGCCAAAUUAACCGUUAAUUUGUAAAUCUCGAGUACUUGCAAAAUUCUUUCUAAAAUGUUAAGUUGCCCACCAAAUACAAAGGGCUUACGAUUUUAUUAUUUCA